CGAUGUAUGUCCAUUCGCGAGGCAACGAGAGACACAGCAUAACAGCGGGCUACCGCCGGAUUAGGUCUGUUCGUGUCUUGGCACACCUGACUGUUCCUCACGCGUCUGGUAUUCCAAGCGCGCAUUCUUCGCGGAACGUAGGCCGACUGCAAACGUGAUCUGUCGUGCGGGCGACAUUGGCAACUCGGCUGGCCAGGAUUCGAAGGGACGUCGCGCUAGAUUCCCGUAUACCUGAAUCUGCACAUGCGUUCACCACUUGAGGACUCCGAGCGGCCCGAGACUCGGGCGCACUUAGCGGCCGGGCAUGACCAUCGUGCAUGGGCGCUGUGUCGCGGUUCCAGGUGCCGUACACAGCCUGCGAGCGCCGGGACGAUGUGAACCUACUCCUCCACGUAUGCGCCUGUCGCUUAUCCUUGGAUAACGCGGUGCGCGGCUAUGUACCAGCAUGCCUACAGGACGGCAUGAGGGCGGGGGACGCGAGAAGGAGCUGCACGAGUCCACCGAGAAGGAUCUGACGUCUGGCAGGCGCAGAGCCCCGCCGCGACGAGCGAAGGGACUCGCCGGCAUUCUGGCUCCGGGCCGCUCAUUCCGGAUGCCCGGGCGUACCCGUGUUGCUGGCUGCUCGCGCAGGUAGCUUACGGUAGCAUGGGCGUACGCCGGCCAUCCGCAUCAGGGUGGUACGGGCAAGGUCUCGACUCGCAUUCGUUCCUGGCGCCGGUCGGAGUGUGCCAGGAAAGUCAAAAGCGAAUCUUCGGGAGGACGAGUCGCGGUCAGAACGGGGAUCUCGUCGUCGAGGCGGGAAUCUGGAGAUCGAGUUGCGAUGAUCUACC
Trametes versicolor FP-101664 SS1 is the source of this 830-nucleotide messenger RNA. RefSeq lists its product as uncharacterized. The record is from RefSeq and is a predicted model, not a curated record. The transcript is spliced from 4 exons. Bases 446 to 634 code for a protein of 62 amino acids. NCBI's taxonomy places the organism in Eukaryota, Fungi, Basidiomycota, Agaricomycetes, Polyporales, Polyporaceae.